Molecule: messenger RNA, 715 nt
Organism: Amorphotheca resinae ATCC 22711
Lineage: Eukaryota; Fungi; Ascomycota; Leotiomycetes; Helotiales; Amorphothecaceae
Exons: 4
Coding region: 29-715 (228 amino acids)
Biological process (GO): glutathione metabolic process
Cellular component (GO): peroxisome; mitochondrion
Molecular function (GO): glutathione peroxidase activity; glutathione transferase activity
Source: RefSeq, a predicted model, not a curated record
CAGACGGACAGACAAGUUGACUCAAACGAUGGCGCCCCCGCAAUUAAAGCUGUACGUCGAUACCGUGAGCCCGUUCGCGUACGAGGCGUAUUAUAUCCUGCGGAACGAUCCGGUGUUUGCGCGCUGCGAGAUUACAUAUGUGCCUAUAUUUCUGGGGGGCGUGAUGAAGGCUUGUGGGAAUACGCCGCCUAUUAGGAUUAAGAAUAAAGAUAAAUGGAUUGACAUCGAGCGGCUUCGCUGGGCGCGGCUCUUCAAUAUCCCGAUGGCGACCAAGACGCCCGAUGGGUUUCCGCCGUUGACGUUGUCGGUGAUGCGGGCGCUGUGCGCGCUGACGGCGUUGCGGCCCGAGGAGGAGGAGCAGGGUCAGAAGAGCUUGGUUGCGUGUCUGGAUGCGCUGUAUCGCGCGUACUGGGUGGAGGGCAGGCAGACGCAUGAGCGGGAGGUGCUGGGUGCGGUGCUGACGGAGGUGUUGGGGGCUGCGGAGGCGGAGAAGGAUUGCAUAGUUCUCGAAGCGGCAGGCCGCGAGGGCAAAGAGGUGUUGGCACGGAACACGGACCAGGCAUUGGCGGAUGGAGCGUUCGGCUUGCCGUGGUUCGUGGCGACGAAUGCGAAGGGUGAGAAGGAGACGUUCUGGGGCGUGGAUCACCUCGCGCAGGUCACGGAGCAUCUGGGGCUGGGGAAGCCGGGGACGGGCGGGUGGAAGGCCGUGUUGUAG